AGUCAGAUGAUUCAGGCAAUUCAUAACAGCGGAAUGACAAGGUUUCCCCUCUCACUCGCAAAAACAAAGCGUAAAGAAGAGUAACUUUCUAAGUCUCUGAAAGGCUAAUCAUCAUCUCCAGUAUUUCAUUGUCAUAGGCGGAUUGAUAUUUGCAGUGAAGUAUUCUUUGUUCAAUUGUUCAAAUGGAUUAUACAUCACAGUUGUUACAACACUGGAUUAUAAUGCAUUAUAGUGGGGGACAGUAAGAAGGAAUGAGUAAAACUGGAUUAUUCAUCAAGGUGACACCCAAGAGCUUGUAGAAUCCAACUGUUGGAGCCUAAGCUCACCAUGCUGUACUUCCAGGUGGUGAUUUUUUCAGCUACAGUGAUGCUGCUUUACUACUGUGAGUUUACUGACACUUUCAGUCCGGCACAGCAGGGCUUCCUCUGCAGAGACCCGGCUUUAACUAAACCAGAUCCAGGACCUGAACAAGACAGCCGAGUACAGCCAGUGAUCCUGUACUCUGUGCUGGCGGGACUGCCUGUUGUACUGAUUUCAGGUGUCGAGCUUGUCAUCUUCCUCCUCCACUGCAACUCCAACAUCCUAUACGAACAGGAGAAGGUUGUCGUCAUGGGUGACUGUUGCUACGUGAACCCUAUGGUGCGCAGGACCUUCCGUUUCCUUGGCGUGUAUGUCUUCGGUCUGUUCACAACAGACAUCUUUGUUAACGCAGGACAGCUGGUCACUGGAUGUCUGGCUCCUCACUUCCUGUCUGUUUGCCAGCCCAAUUACACAGCCCUUGGCUGCCUGGACUCGCCACACUUUGUCAGCCAAGAAGAUGCUUGUACUGGUGACCCUGAUGACAUCAUGAGAGCUAGAAAGACGUUCCCGUCCAAAGAGGCUGCUCUGAGUGUGUACACAGCAGUGUACCUGGCAGUGUACGUCAUGUCCUGUGUUGGUUCCAGAGGAGGAUGCCUGACUGCGCCACUCUUCAGCCUGUCAUUGGUCAGUCUGGCUGUGCUAACAGGCAUCAACAGAGUGGCCGAGUACCGAAACCACUGGAGUGAUGUCAUUGCAGGACAAGCCAUCGGGGGAGCGAUUGCUGUCUUCCUGGUGGUGUUUGUGGUUCAGUAUUUUAAAAAGAGAGCUAUGGUUUCUGUAAGUCCGUCGGACACGGCCUCAGCCAACACGGAGGACGCUUCACCACAAAGAACUGAGCACAUUGUUCCACAGAGCCCAGGAUCCUUCACAGAAGUUACAUGACUAUGAAUUUCCCCCCAACC
Molecule: messenger RNA, 1262 nt
Organism: Etheostoma spectabile (orangethroat darter)
Lineage: Eukaryota; Metazoa; Chordata; Actinopteri; Perciformes; Percidae
Product: phospholipid phosphatase-related protein type 5
Exons: 6
Coding region: 328-1242 (304 amino acids)
Biological process (GO): signal transduction; phospholipid dephosphorylation; phospholipid metabolic process
Cellular component (GO): plasma membrane
Molecular function (GO): phosphatidate phosphatase activity
Source: RefSeq, a predicted model, not a curated record